Molecule: messenger RNA, 777 nt
Organism: Colletotrichum higginsianum IMI 349063
Lineage: Eukaryota; Fungi; Ascomycota; Sordariomycetes; Glomerellales; Glomerellaceae
Exons: 2
Coding region: 1-777 (258 amino acids)
Source: RefSeq, a predicted model, not a curated record
AUGCGGCACACUAAUAUUCCCUGCGAGGCUCGAUACGGUGAACAGGAUCCGGGAGCCUCAGUCUUGUCCGCUUCUAAAGCUCAUUUCGCCGCUCAAGCGAUGACGCGAACAUCCCUACGGCUCAACCCAGCGUCUAUGACGGUAUACUGUCUCUGUGGCGGUGCUGUACAGACCUGGUUUUACGGUUUCCCCGGAGCUGCUUCAGCAUGGUUGAAUCUGACCCAGCGGUCGCUUGAAGAACUUUUCCCGGUUCUUUGCGCUUCCAUACCCGGUGCUGUCAACCUCACCGGAGGGGCCUUCUCGCCCUUGAGUACUCAGGGGUUUCUAUGCAUUCUGUUACCGAGCCUCGACAUCAAGUUACAGAAUGCUACGGUCACAUACUUCUGUACUCAUUCGCCGUUUGCAUUCGCGGAUUUCGAAACCUUGAACUCAACAAGUGCGAGUCGUGAAGCACAAAGUAGAUUCGAGCGAUGCUUGUCGACGUCUUUUACUAAUCGGAAUUCGACAUCCGAGUUCAACAUGUCGGACAUCGUGGAUCUCUUUGACAAAGUCAAGAUACCCAGUUGGAUAGAUGAGACCGACGAGAAUUGGAAAGACGUCAGCAGCAAGCCCGGCAAAACACACUGGUCUUCUUUGGCCGGAAUCUCUCUCGAGCAUAGCCUUAUUGAAAACAAGACAGUUUCAGUAGAAUCCAGUUAUGUUCAAAUUCAGCAUUCAUUCGUUGACGAAGAUGCGCAAAAGAGGAAGCCGAUGAUAAUGAAACACAAGAACCUUUAA